Messenger RNA from Rosa chinensis, 4293 nucleotides. Its product is annotated as disease resistance protein RGA2-like. Gene Ontology annotation, biological process: defense response to other organism. Gene Ontology annotation, molecular function: ADP binding; protein binding. Bases 87 to 2903 code for a protein of 938 amino acids. The transcript is spliced from 15 exons. The record is from RefSeq and is a predicted model, not a curated record. Lineage: Eukaryota; Viridiplantae; Streptophyta; Magnoliopsida; Rosales; Rosaceae.
GAGAGGUGAGGGCACACUCAUCCAACAAUUUCAUAUUCAUCUCUGUUCUUUUCUCUUUCAAUUAUAACCGAGUUCUAACACGAAAAAUGGUUGAGGCACUCAUCUCUGUGCUUCUAGAGAAACUGGCUUCAAUAGUGUUUGAACACACAAAACAAGCGGUGACACUCGUUUUGAAUGCUGAGGAAGAUGUUCAUAGUUUCCGCAGCAAUCUCGAAGCCAUUCAAGCUGUGCUGGAGGAUGCAGAGAAGAAACAAGUGACGGAGGCCAGAGUGAGAGACUGGUUGCAGAAGCUCAAAGAUGUAUCAUACGAGAUGGACGAUGUCUUAGACGAGUGGAACACUGAAAUUUUGAAACAACAAGUGGAGGAAGGCAAGAAGGAGGUAUGUUUCCCCACUCCCUCCAUUAAUUGCUUUUGUUUUGGCCAAGUCAAUAAGGCAAUUCAUCAUCAUAAAAUUGCUACAAGGAUAAAGAAACUGAAUGAGAAACUAACUGUGAUUGCUGCUGAAAGAGAAAUGCAUGGCUUUCAUCCAUCAACAAUAGGUGGCCAUGAUGAUCAACAGCUUAUUCAAAGACAGAAAACUUCAUCUUUGGUCGAUAUAUCCAAGAUAUUUGGCCGAGACGAAGAAAAAGAGAUGUUGUUGAGCAAGUUAUUGAGAGAAAGUAGCCAAGAAGGAAACCUUGUCAUCCCUAUUGUAGGGAUGGGAGGGAUGGGGAAAACAACGCUUACCCAAUUAGCCUAUAACAAUGAAAAGAUUACAACCCAUUUUCACAAGAAAGUCUGGGUUUGUGUCUCAGAUCCUUUUGAUGAGAUUAAGAUUGCGAAAGCGAUUAUCGAAAGUCUAGAUAAAAAUGAAACCCAAAGCAGUUCAAGUGAGUUGGAAACUCUACUUCUACGUAUAAGGUCACAUGUUGAGAAAAAGAAGUUCCUCCUAGUCCUAGAUGAUGUGUGGACCGAAGACAAAACAAAGUGGGAAAAUUUGAAACUACAAGUGAUAAUGCAAAGUUGUGCUCAAGGCAGUACAAUAUUGGUGACCACACGAAAAGAAGGGGUUGCUAAAAUGAUGAGAGCAACCAGCAACAUGAUCCAUUUGGACAAGUUGAGCGAUAUGGAUUGUCUAGCAUUGUUUAAUAGCUUUGCAUUUUUGGAUAGGGAAGAAGAUGAGGCUAAUGGGUUUGGAGCUAUUGGUGAGGAAAUUGUGAAAAAGUGUAAAGGUUUGCCUCUUGCUGCAAAGACUUUGGGCAGUCUAGUGUGGUAUAAGAAAAAAAAAAAGGAAUGGCGGGAUGUUCUAAAUAGUAAGAUAUGGGAAUUAGAAGAAGUUGAGGAACAAGUUUUCCGACCACUGUUAUUUAGUUAUUAUGAUUUGGCCCCUGCAGUCAAAAGAUGUCUUCUGUAUUGUGCAAUAUUUCCAAAAGAUUAUGUGUUAAGAAAAGAUAAUUUGAUUGAGAUUUGGAUGUCACAAGAUUAUCUUAACUCAAAGGAAAACAAAGAAAAGAGAAGAAUAGGUCAAAAUUAUUUUGAAAAUCUAGCAAUGCGGUCUUUCUUUCAAGAUUUUAGAAAAGAUGAGAUGGAAAAUGUUUAUGAAUGCAAAAUGCAUGAUAUUGUGCACGACUUUGUGCAGUCUCUUACUAAAAAAGAAUGCAUUAUUAUAGAUGCAGCCGAGGGUGCUAAUGAAAAAAUAGAGCCACCGGUUGAUAAGGUUCGUCAUUUGACCUUAACUAGUGUAAGCGAAGGUCUAUUUUCUACUUCAUGUUAUGGAUGUAAAAAUAUGCGUACCCUCACACUCCUUGAUUCAAGCAUUACAACCAUCAGCCCCAGUUCAAUUAUGCAAAUGAAACGGCUCAGGACAUUGAAUUUGAGUUAUAACAUCAUCCAUGAAGUUCCAAAAGAGAUCAAUGAAUUGAUUCAUUUGAGAUAUAUGGAUUUGUCUCGUGGUGGUAACUUGAAAGAAUUACCAGAUGCUCUGUGUGAUUUAUAUAAUCUACAAACUCUGGUCCUUGUUCACUGCUAUGGACUAGAGAAACUACCCGAGGCAAUGGGAAAGUUGAUCAACUUGAAGCAUCUAUAUCUUGACAAUUGUUGGGGGCUGAGGUACUUACCGAAAGGGAUUGGGAGUUUGAAAAGUCUGCAAGUACUAGACUGGUUUAAAGUAUAUGAGGGUGAUGAAGCAUUGAAAUUAGGAGAUCUGGGAAUCAUGGACCAGCUUCAGGGGAGCCUUGAGAUACGAGGGUUGGGGAAUGAUGCGAAAGAUGAUGCGAGUGAGAUUGAGAAAGCACAGUUGGGGAAUAAGGAGCACCUCUCUCAUUUGGGAGUACAUUUCGAGUAUGAAGGUAGAAAGCAGAGAAAAGGCGAUGAAGAAAUAGUGAAAGCAUUGCAACCACAUCAAAAUUUGGAAUCUUUAUCCAUUUGGUAUUGCCAUGGCACCACCGAGUCUCUCUAUUGGAUCAAGUCUCUACACAAUUUGAGAAAACUUGAUCUCACUUUCUGGAGAUUUUGUGAACUUUUCCCUCCUCUUGGAAAAUUGCUAUCGCUUGAAAUUCUGAAAAUUCAGUGGAUGGAGAAUGUGAAAAAGGUGGGAGUUGAAUUUCUGGGAAUACAAGAAGAAGAAGAAGUCUCAGGAAUUCUAUUCCCCAAAUUGAAACAACUUACUUUUGAUGGCAUGGACAACUGGGAAGAGUGGGCCUUUCUUUCUGAAAUCACGAUAAUGCCAGGCCUUUCUUCCUUGCGAAUUGUUCGGUGCCCAAAGCUAAAAGCACUGCCAGACUUCCUCUACAAGAUAAAAGCACUGCGUACUCUGAAGAUCAAGGGUUGUCCAAUUCUGGAAGGAGAAUACGAAAAAGGCAUGGGGAAGGAGUGGCACAACAUUUCUCACAUCCCAAACCUCACAAUCCAGAAGUGGAACUGAACAGGAGGAAUUUUCAAGCGGUUGCAAACCAUAAAGUAAAUCAAUUAGACUGAAGUGGCUCUUCCUUCAUCCUAAGAGCAAAUCAAUUUGGCUUCGACGAGGAUGUGCUCUAUCUCUUUACUUGGCAUGCUUUUGAGUGAUGGGCAUCCACGUCCUCUGAUGGAUGCACACUGCAGUCAGGAGAAGGGAUUUGAGAUGCUGAAUCAGUUCAAGGUAAUGGUGGUUCAGAAGUUGGAGCUGCAUGCUUCUGUUGGAGUGGAGGGACUAUAACACUGUCGUACACCAUACAGGAAUUUUGGUAUCCAUUUGAAUGAUUGAAGUUCCUCUCACCUAAACUAGGCUGAAGCUUUUGUGGAAUGGAUGCUGACUCGGAUUCGAAUAGUAAUUGGGGUAAGGAAGCUUUCUCUGCAAACUGUAUGUUAACAAUAAGCAGCUGGGAGCUCGGUAAUUGGUGUUUUUGCAAAUGGACUGUUCAAAUGCUGCCAUCUCAAUCGUUGAAGCCUACUUGAAGGCUGAAGUCUCUUGUGGAAAUGAAACUGAUUGGAAUUUGAGAAGUGAAUCGAUCAGACUUCCCUUAAUCAAAGAGUAAAAGGAGAUUGCUUCCGGCGCACAGUGACAUGUUGGAGUGGAAUGCUAAGCUUGUCAAGGGAUUACUGACUUCUGAACUACUUACCAAAAGCAAUUGGGAGUUUAAAAAAUUCUGCGAGCACUAGACAGCUUUCAGAUAUGUGAUGCCACACCUUUCUUCCUUGCAAAUUUUGGGCAGCCCAGUGCUAAAACAACUGCCGGACUUCCUGCAGAAGAUAACAGCACUGCAUUUGGAGAUGAAGAGGUGUCCAUUUCUCACAUCACAGUUGUGAAACUUGCUGCCCAAAUACAAAUCUCCAUGGAACUGAACAGACAGAAAAUACCACCAUUCAGUCCAACGCGUCUUUGCUAGGAGCACGGAUUUGAAGAUACAAAAUCAGUUCCAGUUGAUGGUGGUUCAGUAGCCUGAUUCUGUUGGAUUGGAUAUCCCCGACUGGAAACGAAUUGAAGUACUGUUAGUAACAUUACAUAUUUUCAUUUGACAAAGAAGAAAAAUAGAAAAUACACAAAGCUACAGCUUAUAUAUGGAACGCACUGAUUGAAGCUUCAAGAAUGGCCGGUAUUGGAGUUGUGAAGCUGACAAACACUACCUAGGACGGACUAUCAAGCGUACACCAUAAAGGAAAUUUGGUAUAUAUCCAUUUGACUGAUUGAAGUGGGGGCUCUCACCUAAACUAGGUAGAUGUGAUUAGCAUCUAAAGUUCCAUUACUUGGUCCUUAAUGUAAGGUAUUCUGAUUUUAUAUGAUGGGUAGAAGUUCGAUUGAUGAUGACUGGGAGCUUCCCUUUUCCAAUGCUGCUCAC